Molecule: messenger RNA, 1359 nt
Organism: Lytechinus variegatus (green sea urchin)
Lineage: Eukaryota; Metazoa; Echinodermata; Echinoidea; Temnopleuroida; Toxopneustidae
Exons: 3
Coding region: 1-963 (320 amino acids)
Source: RefSeq, a predicted model, not a curated record
AUGGAUUACAUAAAAAGAAUAGAAUUAUUAGCAAAGAAUAUGGAAGAUGGUAAGACGCGAACUUUCCUAUGGUGUGUUCCUCGCUCGACCGCCUGUGCAUUCACCAGAUCCCUCAGCGCCAUCGACGGAAUCGAGGUCUGGUACGAACCCUUCCUUUUCAGCUUCGCCGCCAAGCUCGAUUCGAAGAGACGCUUGGGAAUUGAUCUUCCGACAUCGUACGAUGGAAACGAAGAUACAUUCCAGAAAGUGGCCGACAUGCUGAAAAGUGUGUCGCAUUUUAAUUUCAAAGCAGAUCAGCUGCCAUAUGCGUCCGUGAAGACCAACCUAUCUUCUAGCACUAGUAAGCAUGUAUUUGUGAAAGACAUGGGAUUCGCCGUCAACAAAGAUGUCUUCCCUUUCAUUCCUCCGGGAUUCAAACACACUUUCUUCAUUCGCCACCCGCUUCGCGUCCUUCACUCCAACCGAAAGGCGAUGUUCGAGCAACUCUCCAUGAUCGGAGCCCUAGAAGGCGACGCAGCCGACGAAAACAAAUUCGAUCUUCAGCGCGACGACCCCUACGUAGGUCCAGGACUGCUCUUCAAGGACCUGUACGACCUCUGGCAGCAUUGCCGACAGAAUUACGAAGAUGACCCGGUCGUGAUCGAUGCUGACGAUCUGUUGACGAAACCGGCCGAAGUUCUGUCGAAGUACUGCCAAGCGGUAGGAUUGCCUUACGACAAGUCGCUUCUGACGUUCGGCUGUUCGGCUGACCCCGACGUCUUUAAAAUCUGGAAGUCACCCAUUGGAGUUGAAGAACUCCGAAUGACAGUAUCGUCCUUUUCGAGUAAGGCGGUGGAAAGCAGAGCGUUUUUACCGGCCAACGAGAUGCCAUCACGUGCCCUGCUUACUCCCGAUGUUAUUAGAUGUACCGAUGAGAUAAUGGAGUAUUACGACGAGAUGUACAAGAGUAGGAUUAAAGUUUGAGGUUACCAUGGUUACUUUAAUGAAUCAAAAAGCAGAAAAUUAGGCUGUGAUUUUUAUAUUUGUCUGGUUAUGUUUAUUUCCUUCGUUGGGCAUGAUUGGGUGUUGAGCGAUGUUGUCUGCUGGAUAGCAAUUAUGUUUUUGUCCAGUUUAAUGUUACCGACCCCUUUUCGUGUAGGUCAUACUUCUAGCAGUUAUGUUGUUGUCAAGUUUAAUGUUACCGACCCCUUUUCGUGAAGGUCCUACUUCUAAAUCCCUCACCCCAUCCCGAAUCUCCACAUCUCUUUCAAUGACUUAAAGUAGAUUUUUUUCUUCACAUUUGCUAUUGCUCAACUCUAUUUCUCUUAACACAUUUAAAGGGGAAGUCGAAUACCCCCGGAAAACAGUUGAGUUUUGAUU